CAGGCGCAGAAAGGAAUUUCCAAGGAAUGGCCGCAGCCUCUGUCGGGCCAAGGAGAACUAGGCUCUGCGCAUGCGCGGAAGAACCUGAGCGAGUCCCGUGAAAACGCAAACAAGCGGCGAAGCGGUGGCGGCUGUCGCUCUGUGCGGGGCCGCCGUCCCGGAGCCAGUGAGGGAGGGGCGCCUAUGAGGUACAAGAGGACUCAAGUUUCACUAGAGCCAUAACUAGAAUGGACAGUUACUUUAAAGCAGCAGUCUGUGACUUGGACAAAGUACUUGAUGAAUUUGAGCAAAAUACAGAUGAACUUGACUGCUACAGAACAGCUGCAAACCAGUGUGAUUCAAUACAGCAUUCAGUCUCUUCAGAAUUGGAUUACUUACAACCUGUAUUCCUGGUACCAAAAGUGCAAGAAUAUGUUAGCAGUUGUAGUAUGUCAGAAGAAUUCUCUCUAGCCAGUCAGGCUACAACAAAUACAGCAAAGUUUGAACUGAAUUCCUCAGCACAAAAUGAGAAAAAUGUUACUGGACUCGAUCUUCUGUCUACUGUGGAUGGUGGUGCCUCAAAUGAAAUUCAGCCUUUGAGCCUGGGGAGGUGUAGUAUACCUGUAUGUGAUCUCAUCAGUGACACAGGUAAUUUGAUCCAUUCAACGAGUAGUAAUGAAGAUAUUCAGAAGCUGCAGCCAGAUGACUUCCAAUGCAAUGAGAACUCUUUGGUUGGGUUUGAUUUAUCUUUAGUACCAGCUACAGUUUGUAGUUUGUCAGUAGCUUUCGGUGGUGUUUCAGGCACAGAACAACAGAAUGGUGGGGACACAACACUACAAGAUGAGGGACAUGUUGCAACAAAAGAGUUGAGCCAGUUGGAUUUUAAAACACACAAUCAUGGUAAAGCAAAGCUCUCAGAUUCAUGUGAUAAUCAAAUUAGGACAGAAACUUUAAAGGAUAAUCAGGUGUUCGAUCAGCUGGAACAAAUUACAGGCCUUAACUCUACAUCUGCCUUUGUAACAUCACAGACCCCAAAUGCACUCAGUCCCAAAGAUGACACAACCCUUGAAAAGCUGCGUUGUGAAUCAUUAAAAGAUGCAAGUCUGUGCUGUGUGAUAAGUCAAGAGUCACCUGAAGAGAGUGUUAAUGAAAAUGUAGAUUCAAAAGAUGAAGGUAAUGGGGAAUCCUUGCCUUCUGAUCUGCCAAAGAGUUCUGAAUUACACAAAAGCAGUUUAAAAUUAGUUGGAAAAUGUGUUCUACCAGAUUCUUCAUCUCAAAUAGAGGAUAGGGUAGUAUUAGAUAAGAUGAAGAGUGCAGAAGAAAACUUGUGCAGUCCAGAACUUAAUACCAAUGAAAUAUUGCACAGUGUUUCAACUUCACAUGUAACUGAUGAAGAUAUCCAAACCUCAUUGUCAUGUCUUCCACUUGCUGUAUCCAUAUGUGGUUCAUUAGUUGUAACAGAAGACAAAAGUGGCCACAUACCUCAGAAUGAAAAGGCAGAUGUCAUCAGUGAUACUGUGACUAUGCAUGCAGGAAAAUCUAAGCAUGGAUUCUCCAAUAUGGAAUCCUCUGGAAAGAGGGAACCUUCUGAACAGGAAAGAUAUCUAAACCAAAUCAACCAAUGCUUUGUAGAAGAAGCUAUAACUAUAGCUGGAAAGAAGAGGGAAUCUGACAACAAAAUUAAUAAAGGUGAUUCUCCCCAAAUCCACACUGCUGGCCCUGUUGGAGAAUCUAAAAUUGAACUGUGCAGUGAUGGUAUUCAGCCAGUUGACAGUCAUGAUCAAAGUGUUACUUGUCCAGUUUUAGCUGACUUAACUAUUGAGGAAGACUUAAUUAAAAGUGAUUCACUGAUUAGUGAUGCUGAGCUUGAUGCCUUCUUAUCUGGACAGUGUCUUCAGCCCAAUAAUUCAAAGCCCUUUGAAGAAGGUAUGGAUGAUCUGCUGGAGUCUGAUGCAAAUCAAGCAAACCUGGAUUUCAAAAAGGUCAAUGAUUCACAAACAAAAGCAAAACUGGAGGAGAUUGGAGAGAUUUCCAGUAUUAAAAGUACUUGUAGAAUAGCUGAUAUUGAAUAUAAAUUGGAGUCUCCCCCAGAAAAAAGUACGUAUCCUAUUCAACAAGAGGCCUCUAACCAUAUAACUGAGACUCCUAUUGAAGUACCUGUCCCUACUCUUAGCCAUCAGAACGUAAAUAUUGGAGGUGCUAGGCCUAAACAGUUGCUUAAUCUUCCUCAAAGAACUGCAAUUGAGAGAGAGCUCAGCAAGCCAAAUAUGCCUACGACUGAAUUCCAGGAAGUGAAUUCCAUACCCCCAAAGGCCCCUCUCUCAGAAACCAAAACUAGUACUGACAUAAGCUCCAAAUGUAAUCAGUCUGAUACAGAAAACUCCUUGGAAGCAGGCGGAAGUUGUGUGCCUGCAAGCAUAGAACCUGUUAAAACACCUCUAGUUCUGGGACAAAAACAGCCACCCUGGGUCCCCGAUUCAGAGGCACCCAACUGCAUGAACUGCCAAGUCAAGUUCACAUUUACAAAAAGAAGACACCACUGUCGUGCAUGUGGGAAAGUGUUCUGUGGUGUCUGUUGCAAUCGGAAGUGUAAGCUGCAGUACACUGAAAAGGAAGCAAGAGUCUGUAUUGGCUGUUACAAAUCUAUUAAUAAAGCACAGGCAUUUGAAAGGAUGAUGAGUCCAACUGGUCCUAUCCCCAAUUCCAGUAUCUCCUCUGAAUGUUGUUCUACUGUUCCACCUUUGCAGGAAGCUCAGACAGUUGGCACACCUAAUUCUCCUUCAUCUUCUGUUUUGUUACCUAUCUCUGUACUUAAACAACCAGGUGCUGAUGGGCUGUGCGCCAGAGAACAGAGGAGAGUCUGGUUUGCAGAUGGUAUUUUGCCUAAUGGUGAAGUCGCAGACACAACAAAACUAUCUUCUGGAGUCAAGAGGUCUUCGCAAGAGCUGAGUCCAGUAAGCCCUGACUUACCAGAGGUUGCAAGUCCGGUAGAUGACAUCUAUGUAACUGAUGUAAAACCAAAGGAUGAAACUCCAAUUACUGCAGGAACUGAGAAAUUCCAUUGUUCCUUACAUGUUGCUCCAGAUGAUGACCAGUUGCCCACUACAGGGAAAACUGAGAUGUUGCAUAGUCCUGACUCUGUAAUUCCAGCUGCUGAUGAAUUACCUUUUAUUACAAAAGUUGAGAAGUCUCCUAGUCUUGCCACAGUUAACCAAACUAAUGAUGAUUCACCUGUUAGUCCUUCAGACUACAGAAUGCUAUGUGGUAUUGGAAACUGUGUUAGCAAAGAGUUCAGCCUUAUUCCUGAUGAUGAUGGACUGCCACCACUCUUACUUGCAACUGGAGAAAAAGGAAAAGAUCCUCUGGUGGAAGAACACCCAUCUCAUCAGCAGGUCACCUUGCUUCUUGCAGAAGGAGGACCUAAUCCAUUAACAUUUAUCCUAAAUGCAAACCUCCUUGUGAAUGUCAAGUUAGUAUCUUAUUCUUCAGAAAAGUGCUGGUACUUCUCAACAAAUGGAUUACAUAGCUUGGGUCAGGCAGAAAUUAUCAUUAUGUUGGUAUGUUUGCCAAAUGAAGAUGCUGUUCCUAAAGAAAUCUUCACAUUGUUUGUUGACAUAUAUAAGGAUGCAGUGAAAGGAAAAUACAUAGGAAACUUGGAAAAUUUUACCUUCACUGAAAGCUUUCUUGGUAGCAAGGAUCAUGGAGGAUUCCUGUUUGUUGCACCAACUUUUCAGAAACUUGAUAAUCUCCUGUUACCAAAUAAUCCUUUCCUUUGUGGCAUUCUCAUUCAGAAACUGGAAAUACCGUGGGCAAAGGUUUUUCCAAUUCGCUUAAUGUUGAGAUUGGGAGCAGAAUACGGAGUUUACAGGCUGGCUGUUGCCACUGCAAUGCAACCCUUCCUGCUUUUAGGGGCUGCUGUUCUUUCACAUUUGCUAUACAGGCAUCUUGUGCUGCUGAAUCAAACAUACCCAACUCCUGUAACAAGUAUCAGACACCGAAAGCCUCUCUUUGGGGAGAUAGGACAUACAAUCAUGAACUUACUUGUUGAUCUUAGAAAUUAUCAAUAUACCUUGCAUACCAUAGAUAAUUUAUUUAUCCAUAUGGAAAUGGGUAAAAGCUGCAUUAAAAUCCCUCUGAGGAGAUACGAUGAAGUAAUGAAAGUAAUACAUUCUUCUAAUGAGCAUGUUAUUAGCAUUGGAGCCAGUUUUAGCACUGAAGCAGAUUCUCACUUAGUUUGUGUACAGAGUGAUGGAGUCUAUCAGACACAAGCAAACAGUGCUACUGGCCACCCUAGGAGAGUUACAGGUGCAAGUUUUGUAGUAUUCAAUGGAGCCCUAAAAACAUCUUCAGGAUUUCUUGCUAAAUCAAGUAUAGUUGAAGAUGGACUAAUGGUACAAAUAACUCCAGAGACAAUGGAAGGUCUACGUCAAGCUUUAAGGGACAAAAAGGACUUUAAAAUUACAUGUGGCAAAAUGGAUGCAGAAGAAAUAAAAGAAUAUGUAGAUAUUUGCUGGGUAGAGAGUGAAGAAAAACUAAACCAAGGAGUUAUAAGCCCAGUAGAUGGAAAGUCAAUGGAAGGAAUUCAAAGUGAAAGAAUACUACAGGGAGAUUUUGAAACUGAGGAAAAACUUAUGAAGUGUACCGAAGUGUUCUAUAUCCUAAAGGACCAUGAGCUAUCCAGUGCAACACCCUAUCAGUUUGCAAAAGAGAUUGCUGUAGCUUGCAGUGCUGCUCUUUGCCCGCAUCUCAAAACGCUGAAAAAUAAUGGGAUGAAUAAGCUAGGUCUCAGAGUCUCCAUUGAUACCGAUAUGGUUGAGUAUCAGUUAGGAUCUGGAGGCCAACUUCUUCCACAGCAUUAUCUAAAUGACCUGGACAGUGCUCUGAUUCCUGUGAUCCAUGGUGGGACAUCAGACCCCACAAGCUUACCAUUGGAAAUGGAAUUAAUAUUUUUUCUUACAGAAUACCUCUUUUAAUAUAAAUGACAGCAUAUAUUAUACUAUGUAUAAUCUGAUUUGCUAGAACUAACCCAACACCAAAGCUGUAAUGCUACCAACACUAAAAAAUGUUACAAUUUAUUUAAAAAAAUUGUUUAGUAAUAGAUUUUUAAACUGGGUUUUGUUUCUAAAAAAAAUGAACCAACUCUCCUCCAUCUCCAGCAUAAAAGAAGAAUUGUUGAGUUUAAGAUUUCCUAAGGUUCCGAAACUUUACACUUAAUACUGUCACUGAAAAAAGGCAAAGGACUCAUUACCUCUAAGCAAACUGUAGCAUUUACUAUGUGCAUUGUAAGGUUAAGCCAUAUACCUCUUAAACCCAAGCAAAUAUUUUAGUAACAGUCUUUAUGAUUAGAUGUAACCUAAAUCUGGGACACUCCAUGUAGAUGUGCAAAUGGGCUAUAUUUACAUUUUUAAAAAAAUCUUAUAAAGUAUAUUGAAUUGGUACAGAACUGUUGCUUGCUUUUGAGAUCCAAAUAUAAAAUCUCUGAGGGUUGGCUGCAAACAACAGAUACGGUGUACUAAUAAUACAAGGAAUUUGCCUGCACAAUUGGAUAUUGCUUGUCUGGGAAGAAUAGAAAACAAAACUUUGCCAAGUAUGUUGUGGGUUUUGGGGAUUUUUUAAGAUUUCAUAAUUGGACUUGUCCUGACUUAAAAAUCAAGACAUUUGACAUGUUUGUUGGUGCUUUUGGAACUUGUGCUUUUAAACUGAGUCUCUUUAUAGUGUAGCUGAUUUCCUUAUGUAUUUAUAAUGACUUAUCUAACUUUGUUGGGUAUCAUUUUUGUAUUACACUAAUUGUUUUUCCCCCCCUGUGGUUAAAUAUACCUUUGUAAUUUGGGACCUCCAAGAGUGAUUAAGAACAGGCCAGAUGACCCUUAAAGUAGUAAUCAUGUAGCAAUAAGUCAGGCAUGAAACCUGUAAUAUCUUCUCUGCUCCCAUCUCUAACUUCUGAGACCUCUUGGUAGCCCUGUUUAUUUUUCAGGGAGAAAAUGUAUUAAGUGUGAAUUUUCAUGUUCGGAUUGCUUGGGCAUAUUUGAGGUUCUUUGUAUAGUACAUAUUUUUGAUACUGGGGUGUUAGCAAUUAAGAACUAAGAUGAUGCUUGUAAUUUGUGCCUGAGUACAGAGGUUCAGUGAACACCAAUCAGGUAUGAUAACUAUUGCAUAACGUACCUGUUCACUUUGAAGAGAAUCGGAACACGCUAUAUACAAGACCAAAUCAUUUGAGUAAAAUGUUGUUAGAGUUUUAGACUGACAGAUCAUUAAAAAUCUAAACAUCUAGAUGCCUUCUUGAUUCUCAUAGGGGAUAUUUAUAUGGUUUUUGUAUCAAAAACGCAACUAGUAACUUAAAAAAAUAAUAAAAUAAAAAUGUCACCAGCCCUGUUGCUCACAGCUUGAAGACCCAUAUUAAUGGAAACGUUCAGAAUUUAAAGUCUUAGGCUAGAAGAAACUAGGUAUUUCAUUAUAGUAAUGCACACACUUUUUUUGUUCAGAGAUAAAUUGCAGUUCUCUGGACCAGCCAAAGACAUUAACAUAGGCAGCAUGAACAAGAUGAAUGUCCAGCCUUCUGAAAGUAGUUAACAAGAGGAGAGCAGGGACAAGCAGUGUUUGAAACAUGAACAGUAGUCAACUGACCAUUGUCAUGUCCUUUGUCAAUGUUAUGUACAGUUAUAGCAGAUGAAAGCAAUUUGCAGACUAAUUUUCUUUUUUGUUGCCAUAUUGGUUAUUUGAAAUUAGACUCAUGUCUUAAACUCUUGCCAUUUAAUGUUUCAAUUUCAUUUAAUAAUUAUCAUUAACAAAUAAAACUGACUUGAGUGCUUACCAGAUGAGAGAAAAUAACAUUGUUCUUCUGUUUAAAAACAAAAAACAUAUAUUUGACAAACA
Chrysemys picta bellii (western painted turtle) is the source of this 6852-nucleotide messenger RNA. The record is from RefSeq and is a predicted model, not a curated record. Lineage: Eukaryota; Metazoa; Chordata; Testudines; Emydidae.